AUGCAUGACCUCUCUCCAUUAGUUGUGUACCGUCCUCUGCGACUAUUAAACGACGGACGCAACUCAACAUUCCUCGUGGAGGUGAUCAAAGCCGAGGACUCUAAUUCACGCAGGAAUGCUUUGUGCGUCUUGAAAGUACACAAAGCAUCAUUCCCCGAUGUCUCGUACCAGCAAGAAACCGCCGCCAAUAGCCUUUUGGACAUGUCUUACACCGCUCCGCUGUUGACGGCCGCUGCAGCUUGUGAAGCAAUAUUCGCUCGGUCCCGCAGAAGGUCCAUCAAGACCGGAUACCCCCAAUGCUUUGGUAGUGUCCAGGUGCCAGUAGAGCUUCUUCGGGCGACCAUGAAAGACCACGGGUGGAUUGAGCCGAACGCUGAGAAAGAAAACUUUUACAGCGCGCUGCUAUUCGAAUACAUUCCCAAUCUAGAGCCUCUACUGCCAGAACACCUUACGCCGGCCAUCGCUGCGGAAGCGAACCGCGUUCUAAAAACAAUCCAUGCAAGUAAUAUAUGUCAUAAUGACCUAGAAAACUUCAGGAUACGCCCGGAGGUUGGCUUCUGCAACAUCUUCAUACAACAAUAUAGUAGGAACGUCUAUGUAUUGGACUUUGAUGCCGCCAGGGUAGUUGAUAACACUCCAGAAGGCAAGAAGCUACUUGAAGAAGAAGCCAACAACUUGGAUCGAUUAUUCCAAAUUAUUCUUUCAGGCGAAAAUCCACGCAAAAGAUUCCCCAGAGAAGUGCUUCGGCUAAUGGCCGAGAGGCAGAUGCAACAGCAGGGAUGA
Trichoderma aggressivum f. europaeum is the source of this 783-nucleotide messenger RNA. RefSeq lists its product as uncharacterized. Bases 1 to 783 code for a protein of 260 amino acids. Lineage: Eukaryota; Fungi; Ascomycota; Sordariomycetes; Hypocreales; Hypocreaceae. The transcript has a single exon. The record is from RefSeq and is a predicted model, not a curated record.